Corticium candelabrum is the source of this 2121-nucleotide messenger RNA. RefSeq lists its product as uncharacterized. The transcript has 7 exons. Gene Ontology annotation, molecular function: G protein-coupled receptor activity. Gene Ontology annotation, biological process: adenylate cyclase-activating G protein-coupled receptor signaling pathway. NCBI's taxonomy places the organism in Eukaryota, Metazoa, Porifera, Homoscleromorpha, Homosclerophorida, Plakinidae. The record is from RefSeq and is a predicted model, not a curated record. Gene Ontology annotation, cellular component: plasma membrane. Bases 350 to 2020 code for a protein of 556 amino acids.
CGAUUUUCAACCUACAAACCAACAGAAAGACAUCAAUGACAUUGAGAUAAUUGUUGUUGACGGCGGUUGUGGGUUCCGAAAGACAGAAACGGAUUUGAAACGUUUAUUUGGUCUAUCGAGUCUGCUCAGUAAGGACUGCUCCUCCCACGGACUUCUGUUCGUUUGCAGUUAUUUCUACAGAAUAUUAAAUGGUUCUUACUGCAACAAGCAUUGGCCAACAAGAGACCAAUGUAAGGCUGUCAAAUCAGUGCAUUGCCAAUCAGAAUGGAAAAUUGUGGAGAGUCUAUUGCAGUCACGUGACUACUGUAUCAGUGCCCCUGCUUGCACACAACUUCCAGCUGGACAUCAAAUGGGAACAGAGACAAUGAAGUCUCAUCUUACUAGUUCCAACACACGGUUUCAAAACUCAACAGUUGAAGUAGAGAAAUACGAAGCAAACGAGACGUCGUCGUGCAGACAGCCUCUUGUCUCUUCAUCCUCGAAGGACUACGAAUGUGCUCCUCCUUGCACUACUGCUGAAUGGCUCCUGAGAGAAGAGACUGUUUCUGGAAUUUUGUCCACAAUUUACCUCUGUCUAGCUGUAACGUGCACAUCUUUGUUCGUCGUUGUUUUUACAUGGGCAAAAGUCAAGAAACUGCGUCAGUUUCCGCAUGUGAUUACAUUACUGACAACGGUUUUCUAUCUGGGAACUACUGUGGCUUAUUCUAGUGCAUUCAUUUUGGGACGCCGCACUGCAUACUGCUCGCACAAAGACGUCUUCACUACGUGGGAGGAUCCCACCAAAUUUUGUAUAGUGCAAGGUGCAUUUUUUCACUUCAAUUUUAUCGCAGCAUUGAUUAUGUUUAGUACAUCUGUCUUUAAUGUCUUGAUGGUUAUCUACGGCCUAAGGAAGCCGGCCAUUUUGAGAUGUAGCUCGAAAAAGGUUAUGGCUGUUGAGGUCUGCUUUGCUUUGGGUGUUGCCGGAGUAAUCGUGUCGGCCGUUCUUUGCACUUCGUCGUAUAGCAACGACAAUCUUCAGAUGACUUGUGUUCCGAAAACAUCAAACGCUCGGUUCUACUCGUUCACAGUGCCGUCUCAGGUUGUAGGAGUGAUAGGCUUUAUCAUGGCGAUACUCAUUAUAAAACGCAUGAAACAGUCUUUUCGAUUUCAAUCCAGACAUGGAGUAAUAAGCAAGAGAGUCGACAUUGCGGGAGUCGUUAUCACUCGCCGUUUCUUGGUAUUGGUGACAGUGGCUCCACUCGUUUUUGUCUUGGGAUUUAGUAUGCUAGAGAUUCACGACUACUUUUGGUCCGAUGACGCUGUCAAAGACAUCACAAAUUAUAUCUUAUGCCAACAAACUAGCAACAGUAGUGACUGCAGGUCGUCGAUCGAUGAAGUAAGUUUAGCAGCGGCACCUUGCACCGUUUCGGUGUGUCACGCAACCUUUGCUGUUCUACUGAUGUGGUACAGUCUGUUUCCAGGACCGGCUAGAGAGCUAUGGACCGGUUACUUUCGAAAGCUGUUUUGUUGUAAGAUCAAACAGAGAAGCGAUAGUCAAACACUGACGCAAGAAAAGUGCAAUGAAAGUCGAUUUAGUACAGUCAAGGACAACUGGACGAUGAAGAUUAGUAUUGAAAAUGAUCAUAAACUGGAACAACUGCUAGACCAAACAUCGAGCAGUAUUAACGUAGAAAAACCGAGUAAUUGUGGAGUAGGCGAUAAGGAGCGUGUUGAUUGUACAACAGAAGGCGGUGGCAGAAGCAGUUGUCCAAAGUGUGCUGACGAUGACGACCAUCAAGAAUGUCAUCAUAUUGAGAAUGACGAAAAUCAUAGAAUCACUGAAGUUUUGACGAAAGACUUAGGCAACAUCGAGGCCACUUAUAAUAAGAAGACCGAAAAAGAUGAAGUAAGACAGAAACAGAGAAGAGAAGUGUCUGCCAAUCGGUUGUACAGGGUAACAAACCCUGAAUUUUUGUGGGAGACUGAUGAGAGCAAUGACGGCAGGAAAAAGAGCAGUGUAGUAGAUCAGAUUCUGAUAUAGGUGGCAUAUAUUGACUGUUACUGGAGCGCGAUCUUCUAGUGAUCUAUUGCUAUAUGGAAACUGUCUGUAACGUUGCUACUAUAGAUGGAAUAUGUAAGAAA